Messenger RNA from Nerophis ophidion (straightnose pipefish), 2728 nucleotides. It is a transcript of the gene efcab14, whose product is annotated as EF-hand calcium binding domain 14. The record is from RefSeq and is a predicted model, not a curated record. Bases 513 to 1736 code for a protein of 407 amino acids. Lineage: Eukaryota; Metazoa; Chordata; Actinopteri; Syngnathiformes; Syngnathidae. The transcript is spliced from 9 exons.
CAAUCAGCUUCGAGUUUACAGGGACGUCGUGCCUAAACAAUAAAAUGCAUGCCGCAAGGCCGACGUAGCUCCAAAUACUAGGCCGCGCCGUGUACUUUCUUUUGACGUCAAUUACAUAUUAUUGUGGUUAUUAAGUUUAAGGCGGUGACAAAAAAUGAGCGCUUACAAGUUCAACCCGCUUUGAAACUCGUUGAGACGACGUUAGCUCGGUAAUGCUAGCUAGUCUCUGAUGUGUUCACUCGCGUUAGCCAAUAUUCUGUUUUAAUUCGAGAGAUAGCAGUCCAAAGUUGCAGUAGGGGGUGUUUUUUAGCUCAUAGUAAUCUAAUGUUAUCGGAUUAUUUAUGCUAAACAAAUGUAGCGGUGUUCAUUACCGAUAGCCACUUGACGUGAUUGCAAAUUGUAAAUCUGGCAUUAGCCUAGCUUCAACGUCGAGUCCCAGCAAACUGGACAAAACAUUAGAUCUAGUCGGCUUUAAGUCGGGCACAGCGGGUUCGCUGACCCCACAGAAGAAAAUGAAAAAGAGGAAGGAGUUAAAUGCCCUCAUUGGACUCGGAGACAGCAAGAGGAAGAAGGCGAAGAAGGGCUCCGGUCACCGGCUUCUACGUACCGAGCCACCGGACUCGGAGUCCGACUCGAGUUCGGAGGACGACGAGUUCCAUAACAACAGUGGAGCGAGCUUUGGGAAAAGAAGCUACAGCCAGUGCUGCGCUGUGUGCUACCCCUUGUUUCUCUUCAUCAUACUGGCCGCCUGUGUCAUGGCUUGCGCUGGACUCAUAUGGAUGCAGGUUUCCCUGAAAGAAAAUUUCGAUUCCAUGAAAGAAAGAUUGCACAGCAUGGAAUCAAGCCAGAAAGCAUCUUCAAGUGAACUACCAAAACUAAGUGAGGACUUGAAAACAGAAGACAGAAAGCUUGAUGACAUUGAGAGUGGGGACAAAGGGCUGGGCAAACUUUGGUCUAACUUCACAGAGAUGAACAGAAAAAUCACGUUACUGGACUCCGCGGUAAACCAUUUAAAGACCAACUUGAAGUCGGCCUCCGAUUUAAUUAGUCUACCCACUACAGUAGAAGAACUUCAAAAGAGCGUGGCUACAAUUGGGAGCACACUAACCAGUGUGCAACACGACGUGAAAACUAUGCAGACUGCCAUCGAAAACCAGAAGAAGUCAGACGACGGGCUUAAGGCAACAAUGGACCUAACUGACCUGAGGAAAGCAGUGAGCGAGGCCAACCAGACUGAGGUGCUGCACCACACGUGGACCGACGAGCAGAUCCACAUCCUCCUGGUGACAAUUGCAGAGUUGCAGCAGAGAGUAGCGUCGUUGGAGAAGGGUUCCAAACAAAACGAAGCUGAAUCUCAUCCCCUCAAAAGCAGCGGCCUUCAACCCUUCAAGAAGAUGAACGAGACAAAAACAACCAUCGCGUCAUCACCAGAUAACUCAACGCUAACUCCAGAGCCGCAGACCAGCAGACACCCACGCUUCGUCACCCCAGGCCGCUCCAAGAGAAACGCUGAUGUCAAAUGCCAAAAUAGGCGUUCACGUCCUGCAGUCGCAUCACUGAAAGGUCUGGAAAAGAUCUACGUAGACAUCAGCCCUGAUUCAGCGGGCUUGACUUACGAGGAGCUGUGGGGAAAACUUGGGCCAUCGAUUCCGAAAGCUCGCACCUUGAGGUGCUUUGACGCUGAUGGAGAUGAGAGGUACUCCCUGAUGGAGUUGAGAACCGCUUUUGAUGUGUGAGCAUGUAAACCCCGCCCCCUUCCUGCCCCACAGUGAACUGCAUUGAAUGAAGUCUAGUCGGGUCUGGCUCAUGGUAGCGGGGACUAUUGGCUCCACCCCUUUUCCUGCAAUUGCUGCACUUUUAGUGUGAACUGAACAUUGCUCAUGCUGAUUUUUGGAUCUCGAUUCUCUUCCAUUUUGUUCAAGUUCAGCACAACCUCAUCCCGAAAAAAAUUUACCUUAAAUGAAUCCGUGAUGUACUUUUUAAACUAACAUUUUCACACCAUCACUCAACUAGAGUUGCUGCACACGUUAGGUUUUUCAUUCAAUUAUGCUGUUUUUUGUUUUCAAUGCAAUGCCCAACUCUCCCCUGGUAUGAAAGUGAAAUGUAUUUUAUGAAUGUUUACAAAUGACUACUAGAAGCAGAAUUAGAUUUUUUUUUGUUUUGUUUGGCUUCAGUUUUAGACAGUUUCCCAUACCUGCUGAAACCCUUGAUUGAUACCAUCAGUGUGAAACUGAAUGCGUUUUAUUAUAUUUAAGGUAUGUUUUGCCUAUAAACAAGAUUUAAAGGGCUAUGUUCACUUUGAAACACUUACGACUUUAGAAGCUAACGUAGCAAUAAUAAUGACAUAGCAUGAUGACUAUUGCAGUAACAGGUAGUACAUGAUGCACUGACAUCACUCUUUUAAUAUAUUUAACUCCAUGUGUAUGCUGUAUUCACCUGUAUCUCAAUUUAUCCUAUUCAGGGUGUCAGAGAAGUUAAAUUUGCAUUACAAUCCUAAACUCUGCAUUUUAUGUUUUUAAUUAAGAUUGUUUUGCAUUGCAAGUUGGUUAUGAUAAUGUACAUAUAAUUUAUGACAGAGCUGUAAUUGACUGUGCAGUAGUAGUGCAGGACAAUGAGCUCAAAAUGCAACAGCUUGGGCCACUAAGAAGGGUGUUGGUCUCAGCUGCUUCUAUAAGAUUUUAUGAGUGUUCUUGUGUGACCGCCAAUGAAUAAAGAGUAAAAUAUUUAA